AUGGCACUGGCUGCCUUCAUCAAUUCCCCAACGGGGCCCAUGACCACACACUUCUGGGGGCCAAUAGCCAACUGGGGCCUGGCUGCCUCGGGCAUGUACGAUGCAGCUUUGAAGGGCCCUGAGAUCAUCAACGAGCGCAUGUCUGCCACACAGAUUCUCUACAGUGGUCUUUUCGUUCGUUUCGCCUGGGCGGUGCAGCCCAGAAACUACAUCCUUGCCUCCUGCCAUACAGCCAACGUGCUGGCACAGGGCAACCAAUUGCGAAGGUGGGGAGAGUACAAGAUCCAGACUGAGCCUGAAACAGGCCCUAGCACAGUGCGGACUGCUGGGCUUAUGGCAGCUGGCGCAGCCGCAGGCAUUGGGGCUAUGGUGGCCGCAAGCGCGCCGUUGCAGAACAGCCUGAAGGGGGGAGGCGGCUUCUUGGCGCGCAUGGCCACGCAUCCGGCCGGGCCUUUUUACAUCCACUUCUGGGCGCCAAACUUCAAGUGGGCCCUUUCGAUCAAUAACUUGAUGGACUAUGACCGUCCCACAGACAAGAUCAGCUUGUCCAUGACGAGCGCUCUCACACUCACUGGCUUGAUCUUCAUGCGCUGGUCCUUUGUCAUCACUCCUGUCAAUUACAGCCUGUUUGCAGUGAAUCUGGCAUUGUCGACAUCAUCGGGCUAUUUGCUUGCACGGAAAGUGAAAGCAGACUACAUCGACAAGUGA
Molecule: messenger RNA, 708 nt
Organism: Effrenium voratum
Lineage: Eukaryota; Dinophyceae; Suessiales; Symbiodiniaceae
Source: the annotation of a GenBank genome assembly